AUGAAUGUAGUCUUGCCGCGCGUGUCCGAAAUGCGCAAGCACGUGGGCGAGCUUCUUUUGCAAAGGGGCGCUCGCGGUGCAGUCGGCGAGGAGAAGGCACGGCUGCUGCUCGACAUUGCCCAAUACAGCGAUGCAGUGAUGCUGCGUGUCAUCAACGACGCAGAGCACAAGCGCGUCGCGGAAGCCGUGGCCCGCCUUCCAGAAGGCACAGUGUCUUUCGGACCGUGCGCCAUGUCAAUCGCAGACCAGCUGCAUUGCAGGGAUUUGGAGACAGUCAGCGAUGCAGAGUCGGAGUCGCAGCAGGAGGCUCCUGCGGUCGCGGCAUCCGCGCCCAAGAGGCGACGCACUGCGCGGCACGGUGGUCCGCGAGGUCUCCGCCUCAGCCGGGGUCGAGCAGUGGCAGUUCGCAGCUUUUGGAGCAAAGUGGCGACGCAGGUCAGCGUCUUUGCUCAGGCCCGCCGGCACGGCGUCAGCGGUGCGUGCGCUAGCUUCAUUAUCGCAAGUGUUCUUCGAUUAGAUAAGCUGUUUCGACUGCGGCUUCGAGGCUGGCUCGAGGCCUCGGCGUCUCGCCGGGUCAAGCAGUUGUUCCUCUGCGUACAAUGCAUGCACACGGCUCGAAGUAUGUAG
Messenger RNA from Symbiodinium sp. CCMP2592, 627 nucleotides. The record is from the annotation of a GenBank genome assembly. NCBI's taxonomy places the organism in Eukaryota, Dinophyceae, Suessiales, Symbiodiniaceae.